UUGGAAUUGGAGUGUUAAUGGAGGAUAACAUAUUUGGCUUUUUCGGAGAAAUGACUUCUUUCAGGAAGGAUGUGGUCCAUAAUCCUUAUGAACCACAGCAAGAAGAUCAGAAACCAAAGCAUAAUAAGAAGAAAAACAAGAAGAAAGGUGAUGCUAACACAGGGCUAAAUACAGAAGGAAAGCCUAGGUUAGAAAUUAAGGACACAAAGAAAUCUUAUAUUGAUCUUCUCGAAAAAUUAUCAAAAGCAGGUUCUAAUGCAAAGAACUAUACCAAACCAAAAGAGAAACCAAAUUCUAAGGGAGAAAAGAACCAUAAGGUCUCUCAAUUCAAACAACAGAAAAAUAAGCGGAAUAAGAUCAAGAAAUGGAAAGCUAAACUACAAAGCAAGAACGAAGACACUAAACAGGAAGAAUAACACUUUCAAUAAACAGCAGAAAAUAGG
Moneuplotes crassus is the source of this 443-nucleotide messenger RNA. Lineage: Eukaryota; Ciliophora; Spirotrichea; Euplotida; Euplotidae. The record is from the annotation of a GenBank genome assembly.